Molecule: messenger RNA, 6760 nt
Organism: Clarias gariepinus (North African catfish)
Lineage: Eukaryota; Metazoa; Chordata; Actinopteri; Siluriformes; Clariidae
Gene: parp4
Product: poly (ADP-ribose) polymerase family, member 4
Exons: 35
Coding region: 143-5959 (1938 amino acids)
Molecular function (GO): NAD+ poly-ADP-ribosyltransferase activity
Source: RefSeq, a predicted model, not a curated record
ACUGGGUUGAGGGGGCGUGGCCUGGUGCGGCUGCUGUCCGGGAAGUAACUCUGUUUAUAAUAAGACUUUCAGUUCCGACUGUAAGGGAGAAAUCAGCGUCGACAAACGGUUAAGACUUUGUGAUUUAUUCCGAGUGUCAGUAAUGUCUAUAUUCAGUGACUGUUCUGUGGUCCUGGACCUGAAACACACCCCCUUUAAAGAGAAAAGAAAGCUUACGAAUGCUCUAUUGGACAAUGGAGGAAAUAUAUCAUAUAUAGUGAACCAGAAGUGCUCGUUUCUGGUUACGAACAAUUUGGAGAGCUUAAGCACCAGCAGGUGGAGGAGCGCUCAGAAACACCAGACACCUGUGGUCAGUCCGCAGUAUGUGUGGAAUUGCCUGGAGAAAGGACUUCUGCUACCUGUCCAAGAACAUGUCUUAAGCCCACUGAGCUCAGACCUCGCACCUGAACAAGAUCUACACCCUGGGCUGAAGUCCAGACAUCAGUCCCAGCCCCAAAACCAUGGGAUUCAUGAUCAGAAAGCUGCCAAUCAAGUGAAGGAUGGGACGUACCUGGGCCAAUUCAGAGUGUACAAGGACAAUGAUGACGAUAUACCAGAAUUUCCUUCAGAAUUUCACGUUGCCAAGUACUCCAUUUUGGCCAAGGCCCAUCUAAAGAUAUGGUCAGUUCUGGAGCUCCAGAGUGCCAAAGGCCAAGCGGGACAGCAGUAUCGUGUUGUGAGCUCCAUCGUGCAUGAGAAAGAGAAGAGUGUAAUUUUGGAUAAGCAGGUGCACAGCUGUAGCUCUGAGGAUGCUCUGGAGGCGUAUCUGAUGCUGAGGAAGGACCUGCAGGUCCAAGGCUUCACUCAGACACAGACACUACCCCCAUGGGCUGAAAAGCUGAUCUCCGACAGCCUACAGCAGCUGCUGUUGGAGGAGAAGCUGAACUGUAGCACAGUCUCACAGGAAGUGGGUACCUUUGUGGAACUCAUUUGGACGGAAGCUCUCGGUUCACUUAGCAGCAUCCUGACCGUCCCUGUUACCAGCAUCAGUCUCAAUGACGUGAGCAGGGUGGAAGGAUUACUGCUGCAGGUUCAAAAGAGUCAGCGUGAGGAUGAAGUAAAGGGUCUGCUGGAGGAAGUCAAGACUCUGCUACCUCUUCGAAUAAGAGAGCCAGACUCAAAAAACAAGCUGGUCUCCCAGAAACUAGAUCUCUGUCAGCUGAUCAGAGAUAUUCUGAACAUGUCGGAGGCGACUUUGGGAAACCCAAGUCCAUCUUCUCUGGGGAAAUAUCGUGCUCUGAGGUGUAGUAUAGAGCAGGUGCCACCACAAAGUGCAGAGUUUCUGUCUGUCUCUCAGCUUCUGGAGGACAGGCCAGCUCAGAUCCAGCAGAUACUUCGUGUGAGUAGAGGCACAGAGCUUCAUAUGUUUAGGAAUGAUCUCGGCAACGUGAAGUCUCUCCUCCAUUCCACUGCCUCCAGCAGCCUGGUCGGAAUCCUGUCUCGAGGUUUGUUACUGCCCAGAGUUGGAGUAGAGCAGCAUGGAAUCGAAAGAACAGACAUCGGGAAUCUGGGAAGCGGCAUCUACUUCAGUGACUCAUUAAACACGUCGAUGAAGUAUUCCAAACCCAGUGUGACUGAUGGCUGUCGGCUCCUGCUGGUGUGUGAGGUGGCUCUGGGCCAGUGUCAAGAUCUGCAUAAAAGGGAUUUCACCUUGACCUGCGCUCCUGAGGGCUACAACAGUGUGCAUGGAGUCCGCCGUACACGAAGAACACAAUCUGAUUUUGAGGAUGAUGAAUAUGUGGUCUAUAACACAGACCAGAUCAGGCUGAAAUAUGUUGUUCAGUAUUUUCUAAAUGAGGAUGAAAUCAAGGACUUUCAGCCUCACGUUGACACGACACUAGCGCCUCUAGAUUCAGAAUCAUCUUCUCACCUCUUGUCCAGUGAUGAUGGGGAAGGUUUAGGAGAGACCAAAAACCCUCUGGAGGAUGUGACUGCUGGUUUGUUGGACAGUAAUGGUCAGACACUCCCCCUGCAGGCCGUACAUGUGAGAUGUAAACUAAUGGACCUUCUCUCUCAGGUCAUCAUUUUUCAGACAUACACAAAUAACAGCAGUUUUCCUAUUGAGGCAAAGUAUGUGUUUCCUCUGGAAGAGACUGCAGCAGUGUGUGGCUUUGAAGCCUUCAUUAACGGGAAACAUGUUAUUGGAAAGGUUAAGGAGAAGGAGCAGGCACGUAAAGAAUAUAAACAGGCAAUAGAGAAAGGCCAUGGAGCCUACCUGAUGGACCAGGAUGCACCUGAUGUGUUCACCAUCAGUGUGGGAAACCUGCCCCCGGGAGCCACAGUGCUGAUCAAAGUGACGUUCAUCACUGAGCUGGUUGUGAGAGCAGGCACCAUCGUCUUUUCACUGCCAGGCAGUGUGGCCCCUUGGCAGCAAAGCUCAGCACUGAACCAGAGAACCCAGACUACCGUUGAAAAGGUCUGUGUGAACGAGCUUCAACCAGAGGGAGAAUUCUCUCUGUGCAUGUCUGUUGAGAUGCCCUAUGAGAUCAUUAACCUGGAGUGCUCUCAUCAAAUCAAAAUCAAGAGGACAGAUUGUAAGGCUGUAGUAAGCACCUUACCAGACCAGAUGCUCAGCACUGAUGGCUUCUGGUUUAGCUUUAGUCUGUUCCAGAUCCAUAUGCCAAGAAUGUGGGUGGAGAAACAUCCAGAGAAGGACACCGAGGCCUGCAUGCUGGUGUUUUAUCCACAGUUCGAGUCCAGUGAUGUUUCUGGGUCGGAUGUGAGUGAUGUGAUCAUUAUGCUGGAUACGUCAGAGUCCAUGCGAGGUGAUGGAAUGCUGAAUGCACGCAGGAUUGCUCUGAAGGUUCUCAACUCACUGGACCGUUCACUAAGAGUCAACAUCAUCUCCUUCGGCUCUGACUACAAAGAGGCCUUCCCUUCAGCAAGUUUGCUAGAGGAGGUUUUUGACGAAGCCAAGAAAUUCAUUAUGACCUUGGCUCCUGUUGGUGGCAGCACAGAGCUAUGGCGACCUCUGCGCACCCUGAAUCUGCUGCCUCCUUCACGUGGCAUAAGAAAUGUGUUGCUUAUCUCUGAUGGACAUGUGCAGAACCAGCCUCAAACCCUGCAGCUGGUGCGAAACAAUGUCAGACACACACGCCUCUUCACCUGCGGCCUUAACCCAACAGCCAAUCGUUACAUGCUGCGAGCGCUGGCUCAGGCAGGUGGAGGAACAUAUGAGUUUUUUGACACAAAGACAAAGCACACUUGGGCUGAGAAGGUGAAUUCUCAGGUGAGGUGCAUGCUAGCUCCAGGCUGCAGUUCUGUGGCAGUUAAGUGGCAGCAGUUCAACCCCACAGCUCCUUCUCCUGUUCAGGCUCCCUCACAGCUCCACGCCCUGUUCAACGACUGUCACACUCUGGUCUACGGAUUUGUCCCACACUGCACACGGGCCACGCUCUUUGGUGAUCUGAGUGGGAAGGAAAUUGAGACAAUGGUCUCUACUACAGAAUUACAGAAGACUAAAGGAACAUUCCUUCACAAGCUCACUGCAAGAGCAGUCAUCAGAGACUUUGAGGAUGGCAGCCUUGGAUGCAGUGAGGCAGAGCACGAGGGGAAGAAAGCAGAGCUGAAAUCCUACAUCAUCGAGCUCAGUAAAGAGUUCUCCAUCCUGUCCCAGUUUACCAGCUUUGUUGCUAUUGAAGAGCGAGACCAGGAUCAACCUGACUCUGGCUUUACCAACGUCCCUAAGAUCAUUGAAGAAGAAGAUGUGGAUAUUCUUCCUUAUAUGGCCUGGACAGAACAGAAAGAGUAUGGUGUGGAACCCACAGGAACGAGAUUGCAACUGUGUGAAGAGGAAGACGAGGAAAAACUUGACAGUGAGGAAGAAGUUGACAUGGGUUAUUGCCUUUUUGAUGCUGAAGAUUCUGAAUAUGCUGAAGGCGGCAGCUUAUUAGAUUUAUAUGCUUUAAAUUUGGAGGCCCAGGAAGAGAGUAGUUCACCCGGGUUUCCAGAAUUUACCUCCUUUGCCCAAACGAGUGCUUGCUCUGACGCUCUCCCUUAUUUCAGUGAAUGCCCAAGCUUCAGCAUGGUUGGUUCUGCUCUUUCUGACACUCUACCCUUGCAUACUCCUGAUGUCCUUGAUCUUAGUGCUUCAAGACCUGCUUCAGUUCCCUCCACUAAGAUAUUUUCUUCCUUCAGUAAUACUUCUGAAGUUCAUCCUACUCUUCCUAUAAGAGCUAGGCAUGUUUCAAGUAGUCUUGCUCGACAUGAGGCUAUGUUAGGUUCUGCACGCCUUACUUAUAAUAGAGCUGGUCCAGUUAUGAAAGACAUUGAUCAAUAUGCAGGUGUGAUUAGACCUGCACGCACGCAUAAGUCCUCUUUUGUUAGUCCUACACGAGCCAGUCAUUUUUCGGGAGGCAUUGAUCGGGAUGAGCCUAUGUAUGAAUCUGCAGGCCUUCCUUCUCUCCUUGCAGAAGCCUGUCAUGUUUGGAGACAGGAUGAUCUAUCUGAGAGGGGUGGUGGUUCUCCAGCUCCUCCUCCUCCUCCUUCAGGAGGUAGUCAUGUUUUAAGUGGCGUUGAUCUAUUUGGGCCUGCGGGUGGUCUUGCAGCCCCUCCCCCUCCUCCACCACCUCCAGGAGCUAGUAGUGUUUUGAGCGACUUUGCUCUACAUUAUGUGCCUAUGUCUGGUUUAGGUGCCCCUUCUUAUGCUCCUGUUUCUCCAUCUGCUGUUGCUAGUACAGGAGCACCUGCUAGACAAAGAACUGCUGCUUUUUGUUCAACUAGUUUUGGUUCCAAAGCAGCCCCUACUCCCCCUCCAAGUGUUAGUUUUAGAGACCUUCCUCAUACUGUUGAAUCUGAAGCCUCAGUUCCUCCUUCCCUGCCUAUUCAUUGGAAUACAAGCAGCUAUGAUGCUCAUUCUUUUGGUUCUAUUGGAGUCCCUGGUACAUUUUCCAGUCUUGUUAUUGGAGCCCCUGCUACAUCUUCCAGUCUUGUUUUUGGAGACCGUGCUACAUUAUCCAGCCAUGUUAAUGGAGCCCCUGCUAUAUUUAGUGAAAGGGCAGCAUCAGAGACUCCAUUACAAAAAAGUUGUAGUGCCCCUCCCCCCCCUGUUGCCUCAGCUCAACCUUGUGUUGCUGCCCCUGGAGCCCCUUUUUCUUAUUCUGGUAUUAAAUUCAGUCUCCCUGCUCGUCCUGCAAGUCCUGUUUUCGGAGCCUCUCCAUCAUCUUCUGCCAUUAAAUUCAGACCCCCUGUUGUUGCUGCUGCUGCUGCUCCUCCUCCUCCUCCUCCUAGUGCUGAUAUGCAUCAUGGAGCCUCAGACCUCGCUCAGCCUUGCUUUGUUCCUAAAGCAGUAGGUCGGUCUUUAAUGAGAAGGAGUAAAAAACGAAGUUCACACAGUUUUGAUCAUGAGAUGGUCAACGCCUACGAGACCCGCAGCACAGGUCCUCUUGAGACAGCAGAAAGCGACCAAGUGGAGACAGACAGCAUAAGAGAACAAUACAGACGACCUGACAGGAUCAACUGGGAGGAGCUGUUAAACCUCCAGCACCAGGAUGGCUACUGGGAAUGUACCGGGACACUAAGUAGAUUUCUCGGCUUGGAUGUAGACUUCUUUGCUAAUGUCUUCCUAAAAGAGAAAGGCAUCUGUUCUUUGGGUACAAAGGCUCAUGCUGACAUCCUGAAGCUGGUAGCCACACUGCUGGUUCUACAGUUGAUGCGAGUGUUGAAGAUAGCAGAGGGGAAACUGUUUCAGUCUCUCUUCCGCCUCACUGAUUACCCCGAGCCAAGGCCGGCCUGCUGGGAAGCAGUGACGAGAGCAGUGAAGUGGGUAUGCUGGGCAGACAGGCAGUACCCGUGCGUGUGCAGCAGGCUGGAGUUUGGCUCGGACUGGGAGUCCUGUACACGCCAGCUCCUGGGAUUGGACCCGCUGCCCCCCGUCUCACCCCUGAUCCCUUUGCUGCAGAGAAGAGCACCGGUCAUGUAGAACCUAGACUUUUUACUCAGCACAGCUCCUCUGGACUUUUAACUCCUCCUGGGACUGUAAACUAAUAUUAGAAAUGAAGAAUCCUUCCAUUGGAACAUUUCAGUCACCCAUUACUUACGUUUCAGUCUUUUAAACCAGUCAAUAGCAGCAAUUAAAUAAUUAUAUUUUAAAUGUUUUUUUUUUUGCAUGGUUCUUUGACAGAAGUUAUUGUUCUUCAGUAUCAUCAUUAAUUUGAUGGGGAGGCCAUUUUUAAACCAGUAAUGUUGUCUGAUAUUUGCAGUUUGUGUAGUGUUAUGUACUAUUACUUAAUCCUGUUUUACCCUCAGGGCAGACUUACUAUUGUUACUGCUAUUUUUGGUGAUUAAUGCAGAGUGUACUGGUGAAGGGAUUGGACUGCUUUGUGGGCUUCUCCCCACCGGAUGUAGUGUGCUAUUACUUUUUUUUUAAGGAAUGUGACUUGUGACAAUUUCCCCCUAAAUUCCCACGUAUCCAGUUUGAGUCUAGUUCAAUUCUGGUUCGAUUCUUACCUCGAGUUUGUGUGUGAGUAGUUUGCAUCUUCUCCCCAUGCAGUGUGGGUUUUCUCUAGGUACUCUGGUUUUCUCCAACAAUCCAAAGACAUGCACAGUAGCCUGAGUGUCAUUCUUGAAGUGCCUGUAGUGUGUGAAUGAGCAUGUAUGUGUGUGCCGUGCGAUGAACUGUUACCCCGUCCAGGCUAUACCCCACUUUUUUCCAUAAGUCUCCAAAAGACUUAAGAUCCCCCAGUAUUCCUAAAAUAAAUACAGUAAAUUCCUAAAUAUACAA